AUGAGUGAGUUGAAUAAACAUUUCAGAUUUUGAUUCAUAAUAAAAUGUUUUGCAGAACCACCUAUCGUUUUGUUCAUCCUUUUUCUAUGUGUAAAUGUGAGUGGAGAUGAGCAAGAUGAGACUUUCUCGUUGUUGUUGGGACCAAGGAAACCUGCUGGGACGAAUGAGACUCUUGUGGCAACUGGAGACAAGUUGGGACCAUCAAAAACAUCCGGAGGAAAACGAACAACAGCUUCACCUGGAAAACCCAAUCAUGGGUCUGGACAAAAAUCACAAGAACUACCGAAAACAAAAAAACCACAAGAUCUGCCGAAAGGAGGUAAAAAAACAACAGAAGCUCCGAAGAGAAGACCACCAGGGCCACCAGAAGGAGGUCAAAGAACAACAAAAGCUCCGAAGGGAAAUCCACCAGAUCCACCAAAACCACCUGUAAGAGAACCGCCUGGACCAAAGCCUCCGACUGUACAGCCAACAUUGCCACCAACACCACCUGGACCGAAAAAAUCAACAAAAUCUACGAAAAAAACCACAAAGACCUCAAAAGCUACCACAACAACCAUAAAGCCGAGUCCACCAACAACAAAACCUACAACAUCAACUGCGAAAACCAAACCUCCAACUCAAAAACCCACGCCUUCGCCCACAGUUAAGACAACAACUACAACCCCAAAACCAACUGCGAAACCCACAACUACAACCACGCCUUCACCCAAAGUUAUCACAACUACCACUCUAAAACCAACCACAUCUGCUCCGACUACAGUUGCAACAACUACAGCUGCACCAACCAAAACUGCAACAACCACAACUGUACCAACCACAGCUGCAGCAACUACAGCUGCACCAACCACAGCUGCACCAACUUUUCUAGCUUCUCUACCUUUGAAAUGCUCAUCCGAAGAACAAACUUGUCCGAUGUCUUGUGAUGAAUUGAAAAAGGAAGAGCCAAAGCCCACGAAUGAGAUGUAAGCUUCUUUCCCAGAGAUCUCCUGAAGUUAUCCAAAAUUAUCGAUUUUUCUAGGAAAACCUCUGGACUUCUCUUGUAUGUCUUCCUGGCAUUGCUCAUUGUCUUGUUCGUUAUUCUUGUUGCGUUGGUGAUUUAUUUUGCAAUUUCGAAGAGUGAGUUUGGUUUUGGGAAUUUAGGGAAAAAACUGAAAAUUGCAAAUUUUCACCCAAAAUCUGAAACGUUGUUAAAAUUCUGGAUAAUUAUUUUCCGAACUUAAAGUUAAAUUCGAAAACUGUCUAAAAAACCAAAAAUGAGAGGUCGCCGAGAGUUAUCGGGAAUUCGGCCACAGCAACAAACACGCUCCACUAAAUUUCGUGACAUUAGCACACCCGCUCAAGCAACACAAAAAUCAGCAAAACGCUGUAAAAACGGUGCACCCUGUAGCUCAAAACCUAGAUAAGCUUCUUGAAAAACUAAAUAUAGCAUGAAAAUCAGCGCAUCGAGUUCUACCUGACUUGCUACUUCUCUUAUUUUUUGAGGUCCUACGAAGAAAGUUAGCAAUCGCGACAAGACCCAACGCGUGAAAUUUAUCAUGCUCCUUUAAUACUGUAGUGCGAAAUAUAACGGCGAACAGAGAGAAUUAGACAAAAGUGUUUGCACAGUUUUUUUCAUUUGCAGAUUUUUCGUUUUACAGUAGAAAACACUCAUUGCGUGGCUUGAACGGGUGUGUAGAGCGAGUUUGUUGCUGUGGCCGAAUUCCCGACAAUUCUCGGCCACAUCUCAUUUUUUUUUUCUGAAAAAAUGUACGUUCAACUUCAAUUUUUUCCAGAAAAACUCAACGAAAAGCGUGAAAAACAACCAAAAUUGCCAGCAAUUCAAGCACAACUUGCCGCAACUCCAAAAUCUCAAGAAGAAACACCGAAAGAUGUUGGAAUUGAAGGAACUGGAACCGGAGGAGAAGCUGCAAAGAAGAAUGGGAAAAAUAAAGGAAAUGGUGUGAAAAAUAAGAAGAACAAGAAGAAUUCAUUGAAUAAGAAUGUGAAAUUCGAUCGAAACGAUCCGGAAACUCGCGCGAGACAUCGAAAAUAUAUUCAACAAUGCAAACAACAAGAAAAGGAGGACGGCGAUUUGAAGAACUUCAAGAAGAGUGGAACUAUAUUCAUACCGCAUGCUGUUAAUGAUGAUGCAUUUUUGAAGAAAUGUGAGGCGCCAGAUAAUAUUCAGCUCGACAAGGUUUUUUAUGAUCCAAGUGGGAAUGAGGUUAGUUUUUGAAGGGAAUUUCAAAAAACAUUUUGGAUUUUUUAUAAAACAAAAAGAUUGAACAUUUUUCGAAUUUCGUAUUUCUUAUAGAAAAAUUAUUAGAACUUUAUCAAUUCCGAUGAUUAUUCAACAAAAAUCCCAAUUUUUCUAGGUAUUUGACAUUGGAUCAGAUGUCGACAACAUCGAAUUGAACCCAAGCACAAUCGGAACUUCGGAUUUUGACACAACAAGAAAAUCGCUGAUGACACUUCAAAAAACAGCCGAAGAUAAGAGUUCAACAAAUCCACCACAACAUCUUUGA
Messenger RNA from Caenorhabditis angaria, 2507 nucleotides. Lineage: Eukaryota; Metazoa; Nematoda; Chromadorea; Rhabditida; Rhabditidae. The record is from the annotation of a GenBank genome assembly.